AUGGCUCGGCUGGCGCCACUGGAAGAUAAGCGCGCCUGGCCUGCCUUAGGGCUCCAGCCAGAUCAAGGUGGUCAAGACCACGAGGCUCUGGAGGAUGUGCAGCGCGAGUGCCACGUCAAGGCCGUGAGUUCGAGCUUGUCCGAACAGAGUUUGCUGGAAAAAGAGCAGCCAUUGAUGCUCAUGGUUGGUUGCAUGCUGCCUUGGCAGGAAGUGUUGAUGACCAGAUUCAUGUCCGAUAUUGUGCGAAAAGGCAAAGGCGGCAUUGCUACAGGAGCGGCGUCAGCGAAGGGAACGCAUGCGAAAGGCGAGCUGCGCCUGAGUGAAGGAGAUUUCGCGCAGGCAAAGUCAUGCCUUGCCCAGGCGGUGGAAAUCAAAGACCACCAGAUCGAUGAUGUUGUGCGCUUGCUUGCUGCGGAAGAGGUCAGGUAUAUCCAUGCGCCGUGUGAAGCCGAUGCUCAAAUGGUGUAUUUGGCUUGGCAUGGUUACGUUGACUUCUGCAUCUCUGAAGACAGCGAUCUCCUGGCGCUUGGCUCCCCCCGAGUGCUCUACAAGCUCCGUGGCGAUGGACAUGGCAGAGAGAUUAUCUUGGAUGAUGCGCUGAAUGGUCGAAGCUUGGAGGACUUCCAGGCGAUUUGCAUCUUGAUGGGUUGCGACUACUUGCCUCGUCUUCGCAGGGUUGGGCCCGCACUAGCAGUCCAAGUUGUGGCGGCGCGCGGCUGCGAGGCGGAGGCCGUUGCCAGGGAGCUGCGGGUUCUUGGAAUCGCUGUGCCGUCGGAGUACGCCGAGCACUUCCGGCUGGCGAGCAAGGUCCUUCAGCUGCAGCCGGUCUACGAGCCUCGUAGCGGCCGGCAGAUUCCACUUUGGAGCUCGCAGGAGCCGCACGCGGUGCCUGUGCAGCUCGCGAGCCAUACCGGGACCUCUGCUCCGCAGGAAACUGAUGCUUCAUGCCGCGAUGGUUUGGUCCCGAUUGAGGCGCCUCGAGGUCGCGUGAGUCGGAAGGAAUCCCCCCGCCGCAGCCGCAGCCGCACCCCUGCACGACGAGAAGGUGGCAGUGGCAGCGCAUUUGUCAGCGACUCUUUCGAACAAGCGAGGUCCACUCAGCAGGGCGCGAUGACCCUGGAAGAAUUCAUUCGUCGAGAGCGUGUAGAACGUACGGGAAGCUCACAAGGUGCUGGUGAGCAUGGAGACGGAGACCUUGCAUGCCCAGCCUUGAGUGCAAAAGAAGGAAAGUCGCGCUUCUUUGGACGGCAGCACUCCAAAAUGGGCAGCCUGUGGUCGGACUGA
Molecule: messenger RNA, 1284 nt
Organism: Symbiodinium sp. CCMP2456
Lineage: Eukaryota; Dinophyceae; Suessiales; Symbiodiniaceae
Source: the annotation of a GenBank genome assembly